Messenger RNA from Lactuca sativa (garden lettuce), 1670 nucleotides. The record is from RefSeq and is a predicted model, not a curated record. NCBI's taxonomy places the organism in Eukaryota, Viridiplantae, Streptophyta, Magnoliopsida, Asterales, Asteraceae.
AUAUCCAUGUCUUUUCAUCAAAGUCAUAAAAACUCUGCCAAUAUUCUCCAAGAUCUUCCAUUUAAUAAUCUUCCUGCCAUGCUUUCUGGACAUGUGUCCUAAAUCCUAAUAAUUUACCCAAAAAGUUUGUUGCUUUAUGAACCCUCGUGCAUGACUCUCAUUACUCUUUCUUAGACUUGAUCAUUCGUUCCACUCUUUAUUUAGUUUGUUUUCUUUCAGGUUCAUCAUUUCUAACUGGUUUUCAACGAUUUCUUGAAGAAAAAGAGUCAAAGUGUUGAUCUUUCGCUUAACAUUUUCUUGGGUCUCUUUCAUUCAUUAGUAAUUCGGUUUUGAUUCCAAAUGGGUUUUCCAAGAUUUCUUGAAGAGAAAGAUCCACAAUCUUCCCUCUAACUUGAUGAAUAUAAUCUUCAUGGAUUCUCAUCAAAACCUCGUCUUGUCAAACCCCUCAUUUGUUGGUCAGCAAGAAUUUAAUUCAAAUGGUAUAAUGGAGAAAAAAGACGGAUUUAUAGGUGUUCUUGAUGUUUUCAUACAUGAAGCUAGAGAUAUUCAUAAUAUAUGUAUUUACCAUAAACAAGAUGUCUACGCUAAGAUUUUCUUGACUAGUGACCCGGAAUCAACCGAGUCAACUCAGACAAUCAACGGGGGUGGACAAAAUCCAGUUUUUAAUGAGAACCUACAGAUCAAUGUCCGAACAGUGGAUUGUUCUUUGAGAUGUGAAAUUUGGAUGCUUAGUAGAGUCAAAAACUAUCUUGAAGAUCAACUUUUAGGGUUUGCAUUAGUGCCUUUACGUGAAAUUAUCGUCAAAAAUCAGAACUUUGAAAAGGAAUUUGAACUCUCAACGAGUGAACUUCUCCAUUCUCCAUCUGGGUUUGUUAAAUUAAGCAUCAAUUACAUCGGAUCUUCACCAUUUGAUAUGUUAGAAAUUCAUUAUGUUCCUCAUUCUUUAUGUAAUCAAGAUUCAGAUGAAUCUGAUGAAGUUUCUUGUGAGCUUGAAAAGAUCGAGUUUCCAGAUCCAAAACUCAUGAACGAAAACGAGAUCAUGGUUUCUGAAUAUUACUCACACGCUACUGAAAACGAUGAUUCUAUUAGUAAUUCAUAUUCGAAUGAUCAUUUACUUUCAAGAAUCCCACAAGAAAACCUUGAAAUUGUUUCAAGAAACAGUUCAAAAUCACCAGAGAAGAAAGACGACAACACUGAAACUGAAACAGAGCAUCAAGUCAUGCAACAAGAGAUUGUAAACAUGUACUUGAAAAGCAUGAAGCAGUUCACAGAAGCUCUAGCAAAGAUGAAACUUCCGAUUGAAAAAGGAAACGAGUCAACUCAUAACACAGAUUCAAACCCAAAAGUGUUUUAUGGAAGCAGAGCAUUCUUCUGAGUUCUGAACCAUGUUAUUUGAUUAGUUCAGAGGUAAUUUUAUGUUUCUGAUGAGAAAUAAGAUCGCUUGUGUGGUUUUGGAGAUUGAUUCCACUUCAUUUCUAAGACUUUUAGCGUAUGUAAUGUGUGGUUAAAUAAUGAUGUUAUAUGCCUAUUAUUAUUAUAUGCUUUUUCUUGAUGAAUUUUGAUGAAAGAAUGUUGAAAUUAAGGUUUAUUAUGGAUAUUGCAUUACCAUGUGAAAACAGAGGUCAUGAUUUGUGUCAAGAAUGGUGGAAAUGAUGGAUGUUUUUGUGUUU